Colletotrichum orchidophilum is the source of this 315-nucleotide messenger RNA. RefSeq lists its product as uncharacterized. The record is from RefSeq and is a predicted model, not a curated record. Bases 1 to 315 code for a protein of 104 amino acids. The transcript has a single exon. Lineage: Eukaryota; Fungi; Ascomycota; Sordariomycetes; Glomerellales; Glomerellaceae.
AUGUCCAAAACCACGGCGGCAUCAGGCAUGACGAAUCACACCGCAACAACCGCACCAUCACAACCUCAGCCUCCAAUACGGCUCCAGAGCGCCUGGGAACGGCACGCCGCCGCCAACGAGACGGCAAUGGCACAGCAGUAUCAACAGCAGCAGCACAACUCGUCAAUCCGGCACCCCGUCUUCUUCACAGAGAAGCUGCGGCGGCCGCCGCUGACGCUGGCACCCGGUAUGGGCCUCAGUCCUGUGGCGCACGGCUACGUCUACCAGGACGGGCGGAGGAGGCUGGCCGACGGGAAUUCUGCGCCGAAGCUGUGA